AUGCUGACCUUUUCCAAGUCUUCGCUUACGCUCCUGCUCGCGGUUGCCACGGUCACGGACGUCUCGGCAGCGGCCAACCUCCGCCGUCUCGAAGGCACGACGAUCGCUACGAACAAACUCACGUACGCGUCGUACAAUGAGUAUGCAAAGGCGAUGCUCGAUGCCGUGAACCACCAGCGCGCGACGCAGGGGCUGCCGGCGCUCUGCCUCAACCAGAAGCUGCACGUGUCGUCCCAGCGGCACUCGAACGACAUGGCCACGCACGAUUUCAUGGACCACUUUGGCACGGACGGCUCGCGCAUGUCGCAGCGCAUCACGGACGCCGGGUACGAGUGGGAGUCUGUGGCCGAGAACGUGGCCGUGGGCCACGUUGACGUCGCUGACGUGAUGGUCGGGUGGAUCAACUCGCCCGAGCACUUGGAGAACAUCAUGGGCGACUACACGAUGUUUGGCUCGGCCUACGCGUUCAAUCUGGCCGGCAAGAACCAGCACUACUGGACGCAGAACUUUGGCACGGGGGAAACCGAAGCCUGCGAUCGCUCGAUGGACACUGCUUCGAUCCCGGCCGUGAAGCAGGAGGUGCAGACGACGAUGGAGGCGGUUCAGGCACCGGUGUCAGUGCAGGUCCCGGACGUCUACGCGCCAGCUCCAGUCCCGACUUUGGAAGUACCGGUCGUCGAGACGCCAGAGAUUGUCACGCCGGAGAUUGCCACGCCGGAGGUAAACGCACCUGUGGCGAACUCGCCGGUGGAACUUGCAGCGAAAAGCCCGAAAGCGAUCGACUGCGAGUCGACGUUUGACGUCUUUUCGCGCUAA
Molecule: messenger RNA, 816 nt
Organism: Hyaloperonospora brassicae
Lineage: Eukaryota; Oomycota; Peronosporomycetes; Peronosporales; Peronosporaceae
Source: the annotation of a GenBank genome assembly